AUGGACGAUUCCUGUGAAGCGUUCAAGAGCCUGUUCUUGCUGCUCGGGCUCUGCCAAUCUAGGACUUCAGUCAAUGAUGAAAAUGCCGGCGACGUCCCUGUCUUCAACCCUGAAGUGGUCAUCGCCCACUGCUUCAAGCAGUUCAAGCAGGACGACUUCCACCUGCCUCAAAGCCGCCGGCGGAUCAUCAUCGCACCUCCCAGGGAGGGUCAGACAUCCAUCAGUCCCACACCCCAACCCCAGGCUGCCCCACAGCCCAUCCCCAGCUUCAAAACCCCAGAAGCUGGAGAUAUCCAAGAACAACUGGAGGAUAGUAAGACCUGGCUGAGCAAGAGGGCAAAGCUACGGAAGGAUCUGGAGUCCUUUGGCGACGUAAGGAGGUGGCUGGAGAACAAGCCCAGCUUCACGGCUUUGGAGGCCAAGGUCUCAAACAUGAUCCACGAGGAGCAGAACGUCCAAUCGGAGGCCCCCGCGCCUACUCCCAGGACUGCCAAGAAGAAAGCCCCCCGACUCUGCCGCCGAAUGGUGCCCCAGCUCCAGCUGCCCAAGCCCUCCGCCCUGUUGGCGCUGUUCUCCCACCUGCAUGGCCGCAAGAUCAAGGUCCUGGAGAUCUUCAACAAGGUGGACCGUGGCGAGAACCAGAGAAUCACCAGGGAGGAGUUCAUAGCAGCCGUGAAGGCAGUCGGAGUCCCUCUGAAGAACCAAGAGGUGGAGGAUAUAGUAAUCUAUCUCAGCUCUCUUGGGAAGCACAACGCCAUCACCCUGGAUACCCUGGCCAACACCUACAAGCAGUGGUCUGUGGCCCAGCAGAGGAGCACCCUUCCCACUGCGCGGGAGUGGUACAUCCCAGCCAAGCACAGAGCUUCCCCAAAGAGCCUGCCCAAGAAGCAGGCUGCGGAUCCAGACCCACAGCCUGGCCAGAUGGACCUGCUGACGGUGCCUGUGGUUGACACGCAGAUGGAGGCGCGGCCCAUGACCCUGGAGGAGAUGGAGGACGUGGGCAAACGGUACUGCCAGUGGAAGCGGCAGCACAAGAUCUCCACGCCCUCCAUCCAGUACACGGAGCGGUGCCGCCUGGUGCGCUGCGGGAACAAGCACUUUGACGAGCACUGCCUGCCGUCCACCGUCCCAGGGGAGAUGAACAAGCUCGUUGGCUUGUCCCGCAGGGACACCUUUCUGGUCUACCUGCAAUGCUGGAAGCUCUGUGAGUCCUAUGGCCUCCCUCUGACGGAGGACAUCCUCAUGAAAGCGCUGCUCUACCCAGGAGACAAGAUCGUUUUCCAGGAGGACCAGGUGCGCCCGAUCCGGCAGCCCGGAGGCUACUACUCUGACUGGAAGGUCUUCCCUCCAAACCUGGCUCUUCUCAGGUCCCAGGGCCUCAGACAGUCUGCGGCCAAGAAGACUGACAAGAAAAUGCCGAAGAAAAUCAAGAAAAUGCACUUUAAGGAGUUUGAGGAAUUCACCAGGAAGCUGAAGGUGAAGAGGCCCAGUGGUUUGCAGCGAACCCACCCCAAUUCCUUCUGGCCGGGGCACCUUCUGGAUAAGCUGUAUCUCUACCUGCCCACCGUGGCCACUGACCGGAGCCUGGCACUCUUCAGUUGUAUCCACCCCCAGCCCCGUGUCUACCCAGCCACCUACCACCCUGACCACUGGUGGCCCUUUAGGGAGACAAGCUACAUGACCUGUGCCCACUAUGAUGCUGCCAAGGUCUACUACGUCAACUAG
Propithecus coquereli (Coquerel's sifaka) is the source of this 1725-nucleotide messenger RNA. RefSeq names its product EF-hand calcium binding domain 12 (gene EFCAB12). Bases 1 to 1725 code for a protein of 574 amino acids. The transcript has 10 exons. The record is from RefSeq and is a predicted model, not a curated record. NCBI's taxonomy places the organism in Eukaryota, Metazoa, Chordata, Mammalia, Primates, Indriidae. Gene Ontology annotation, molecular function: calcium ion binding.